Messenger RNA from Mytilus californianus (California mussel), 4846 nucleotides. Its product is annotated as interaptin-like. The record is from RefSeq and is a predicted model, not a curated record. The transcript is spliced from 13 exons. Gene Ontology annotation, cellular component: mitochondrial outer membrane. Bases 109 to 1761 code for a protein of 550 amino acids. Gene Ontology annotation, biological process: mitochondrial protein catabolic process; mitophagy by internal vacuole formation. Lineage: Eukaryota; Metazoa; Mollusca; Bivalvia; Mytilida; Mytilidae.
UGAAUCCGCCAUAAGUUUAGAUUUUUCUCAGUUUUAGUUCCCUGUGCAAGUAGAACAUUUUCGGGCCAUAUUUUUCUUGUUUCCAUUAAUAAUAAUAUAUAAACAGACAUGAGUUCAUUGAAGUGUGCAUCAGGACGAAAGAGGAGGAGGUUAGAGUUUCCUUCAAAAGAUGAACAAACACAGGUGGAGUAUGAGGAUGUGAAACUUGUUGUUAUAAAAACAAAAAAGUCUAUAAAAGCACUUGAAAAAAUACUGAAAGACUUCACAAACUACAAGCAAAAUUUCCAAGAUAUAGAACAUCAUCUUAAAAGAAACACUCAUGCUCGUAUGCAUGAAUUGAAUACAAUACUUUCUGUGACAACCCAGGAAGAAGAUACAAUCACAGAUUUAAAAAGAAGAUUAGAAAAGAGUGAGGAGGAAAAUGAACGUAUUGAUGGAGAAAUAGAGAAGUCAAAUGAUUUAUUGAGAAAAAGUGAAGAAAGAUGUAAAAAUAUCACCCAGGAAAAAACAAAAUUAUAUGAGGACAAUGAAAAGACACUUAAGCAAUUACAGCAAAAGGAAAGUGAAAUUGAAGAACUCAAAUCAGAAAGUGAAGAAGCAAGAAGAAUACAAGAAACAAAAGCUAUUGAGGUAGAGUCCAGGCAGAAAGCCAUUAAUACAUUGGAAAAACAAGUGGCAGGUCUACAAGGAGAAAAUGAAAACACAAUAAAAUCCUUGCAGCAUGAAGCAUAUGUCCUUGAACAGAAGUUAAAAAAAGAAAAAGAAGAUGCAAUAAGUAAUGUUAAUAAGUUGAAAAAUGAGAAACAGCUAGCUAUAGACCAUUACAAACAACAAGUCCAGAGUAGAGACAAUGAAAUUCAGAGAUUAAAUGGACAAAUCAGGCAAUUAUCAGAAAACAAUGCACAGUAUGACGAGUUCUGUAGGCAAACUCAACAAGAACUGCAAAGUUUUAAGUCAGAGCUGGAAAGGAAAGAAAACACUCUGCAGACAGUUGUCAAACAAAGAGAUGAAGAAAGAACAUUGAAGGAAGAUGAAAGGAAACAGAAAGAUGAAGCUUUGACAAGGUUAAGUGCCAUUGCUGGAGACAGACUGAGAAAUAAUAACCCAGGAAUCACUGACCUGUCUGACCCUAACAGACCAAUGAAAAUAGCUGAAAAAUUUACAGAAAUGUAUGACAAUGAUUGGACAGACAGUAUGGAAGCCUUAGAGGAACUUGAUCUUGGGGAAGAAGAUUGUGUCAAGAUAUUACUGCAUUUUUUAACAGAUUCCUAUGAAGAGUGUGGAAGACUUGUAGCUGAACUAGAUAGUCACAUUUUAAAAGCUGUAAUUAUUUCUGGUUGUGAGCAAGACACAAAUGAGUCUGGCGAUAAUAAACCACAAGACCCAAAUAUUCCUGCAGAGUUACUGAAACCAAUGAAAGAUUUGAGAAGGAAGUUGACUGAAAAUAAUGUUGAAAAAUUACAGAAGAAACUACCUGAUUACUUAAUGAAAACACGAAACCUAUCUGAGGAACAUAUAUCAGCAUGUUCUAAGUUUGUAGAAGAUUGUAUUAAGUAUGCCUGGAUGAUGCAGAUACAAGAUCCACCAGUUUACAUAGAGUGGGAUUUCCCUAGUGAUACAAAGAUAGAUACUAAUAUCUUACGCUCCUACACAAAGGCUGGAGAUCAAGUUGACUUUAUAGUGUGGCCUGUGUUGUACCUACACAAAGAUGGCCCUGUACUUAAUAAAGGCGUUGUUCAGCCAAAGUCAGCAAAUAAGUAAAUGAUAGCAAUGCGUACAUUUUAAAUAACCAUUCCUUAAAGUUUAUACUUUAAUCAUACCUACUUUUUAAAGUUUUAUGGUGUUGUAAUCGAUAAAUGUUGUUAACAGUAUAUUGUUAUGUUUAUAAAGCUAUUCAGAAUAUGAUGGAAUUAUGUGGGAAUAAUGGAGAAUUUGUGGAAAUUAUGUCAGGUUGUAAUAUAAUGAUUGAUUGAUUGGUGUUUUAAUGCCACUUUCAGCACUACUGUGGUAAGUUUUUAUUGGUUGAGAAAGCUGAAGUCCCCGGAGAGAACCACUGACCUUCUGUAGGAAUCUUUGUCAUAUAAAAGAAGUUUUUAGCUUAUUAAGUAAAGAUAAUCUUAUGGUUGUAUUAUUAUUCCUUGUAGACAACUUGAAAUUUUUUUGAGGGUUUUCCAUCCGUAAAGUUCAAUGCUUGUUGUAAAAUACAUAAGAAAUGGUCAAAUGUAUCAAAAACAGUUUGAUAUACAAACCAUGUAUACUGUUAAUUAUAUAAAAUAGUAUUUAUGUGGAAAUUUGGUAUGUCAUAGUUGAAAAAAGAUUGAUUGGUUUCUGUUUUCCGUUGCACCUGUGAAAAGACUAUAUCACAGCCCAGAGCUCUGAUCUUGUACACUAUUUGGAAAAAGAGAUGCUAUUUUAGACAUUCCUUUAAAGGGCCUGUUUAAGUAAUUAAAAAAUAUGGUAUAAAUUUUAUUAUUUAGUUGUAUAUAUUUUUAUCAUAUAUUAAUCAAAUUCAGAAGAAUGAUUUAUGUAGUAAAUUAAAAUAAGAUCCUCAUACAGUUAAUAAAUGAAACAACAAAUUAAAUACAUACACAAUUUCCAACUGAAGGAACAUUUUUAGAAUAUAUAAUUGCCAAAGUCAACAAAUCAGUAAUUGAUGACAAUAUAAAAGUAAGGAGAUGUGGUAUGAUUGCCAAUGAGACAACUAUCCACCAAAGUUCAUAUGAAGUGGAUGUAAGCAAUUAAAGGCAACUGUACGGCCUUCAACAAUGAGAAAAUCCCAUACCUUAUGGUCGGCUAUAAAAGGCACCGACAUGAAAAAUAUGAAACAAUUCAAUUGAGAAAACUAACAGCCUAAUUUAUAACAAAACAGUUUACGAAAAACAAAUAUGACGGACAUAAACCAAUGACAACCACUGAACUAAAGGCUCCCGACUUAGGACAGGCACAUAAAGAAUGUGGCGGGGUUAAACAUGUUUGUGAUUGCUCAAUCCUCCCCCUAAUCUGGGACAGUGGUGUAACAGUACAACAUAAGAACAAACUAUAAAAAUCAGUUGAAAAAGGCUUUACUCAUCAGAUGGAUACAAAUAGAAAUACAUCUAACAAAAACACAAAGUGGACGUGGACGGGUACUUAUACAUACUUUCAAAGAACCUUACGAACCAUUCCUUUCAUUUCAUACUUUAAUGUUUAUAUAUUUUUGAAGAUUUAAGGUGUUGUAAUGGCUGAAUGUUGUGUACUGCAUAUUGUAUGUCUAAAACUAUUUUAAAAAAAUGUCUUACUCAAGCGAAUGAUGUGUAAAUUUUAAAAAAAAUUGUUGGAAUUAUUUUGGUUUGUACUAAAAAAUUAUUUUAGUGAUUGAGUUCAGAGAUAACAGAUUUUGCUAUGAUUCAUUGUGCACAACUUGAAAUUGGUUUGAUGGUUUUCCAUCAGUAAAGGAAUGCUUGUAGUAAAAUAUAUAGGAAAAAGAUCAAAUGUGUCAAAAAAAGUUUGAUAUCCAAACCAUAUGCAAUGUAAAGUAUAAAAAAAAAAAUAGUAGUUAUUGUGUAAAUGUUUUUGUCAUAGUUGCAAUAGAUUGAUUGGUGUUUGCUUUACGCCAUAUCAGCGCAAAAGGCUAUAUCACAGUCAGUAGUUAGAAAAAGAUGUCAUUUAAGAGAUUCUAUAAUGACUUGUUUUAGUAGUUAUAUGAUAAGGUUUGAGAUCUACUUUUUAACAUUAUAAAUAUUUAUCCCUUAUUAAUAGAAUACAAAGGAUGAUUUAGAUAGAUAAUAUCAAACUUAAAUCCUCAUGUUUUUAAUUGACGCUAAAAUGCAUUUCCAACUGAAUGAAUGGGUACCGUAAAGAAUAAAGGUGCAUGCAAUUACAAACUUCAAUGUUUCAUUUCAUGUAUAUUUUUCAUCUUUCAUAUUAAUCAGUUAUUUUAUAUAUCUCAUAUAUAUAAGUCAAGAAUGGCAUAGAAUAUUUGUAAUUAAUAGAAAAGUGGGAUGAAUUCAGUCAGUGUUUAUAUAUUUGUAAUAUAUUCAUUUUUGAGUGGCUAUUACAUCAGAUUAUGUUUUGGUUGUGAUUAUAUACCAUAGUUUGCUUGCUAAAUAUAAAAACAUGAAAUCAUGGUUUCAUUCACAUAAUGGAUAGCUGAGGAAAAGAUUUUUACUGUACCCUCUAAAUUCUUAUUUUAAUAAUUGUUUUCUUUUCAUAUUUUCUGUCUAUCAUAUAUGCAGACCUCAUAUUUCUAUUUUAUCUCCGAAAUUUCAUUGAAUCUUUGAAAGAAGGUUACCUUUAUAAUGAACUUAUGAACAGGUCAUUUUACUUUUCUCUCAGAACUACUUGUCAAUCAUGAACCUUGUCCUUACCAUAAGACAUCGCCAUCUGAAAAACUUCCGAUACUAGUGAAUGGAUAAAAAAACUAGUCUAUAACUCACUAUCAAUAAUGCCACUGUUUAAUUUUCAACCUCCCAAGCCAUUGGAUAUCAAGAUACAUUUAUUUGCUGAUUUUCAUCUCUUGUUUUCUUCUUAAUCAAAUAUUAAAAUUAAGAUAAUCAACAUGGCAGUUUAUAUAUUUUGUGACAAUGGCAUGUAAAUGCAGUAGCUCUGAUCAGAUUUCAAAUGAUUAGCAUAAUGCAAAUGGCAUUGAUUUAAAUAUUUUAUAGUGAAUGAUUAAAGUUUUAUAUGGUCUUAAAAACUACUGUAGUUAUAGUGUUUUAUACAGCUAUUGACUAUUUGCCCUACUGUUACAGUUUUCAUUAUAUUCCCUGCUUGAUAUCGUUCUGUUUGUAGAACUAAAUGGAUUUGAGAAAUUUGUAUAUGUACUUGUAUCAGGAUAUUUUGAAAAUAAAAUUAGGACCUGGAUAAA